AUGAACGAAAUAAGGUCUUUGGAACAUUCAACGUUGAAGGUGCCGUAUGAAGUGUUCAACAAACGAUAUCGCAAUGCCCAACGUGUGUUUGACGUGGAGGCCCGUCAUGUGGGGACUGUGGCCACCGAAGUAGACAAUGCUACGAAGAAGCAAGGAGUGACUUCCGGAGAGAUUGAUACUCUUCUUGGUGGCAUGGUUGAAAAACUGACAACAAUGAAGCGUAAAGCAUCUGAAGCUAUUGCGGAAGAGGUGCAAGCCGCUUAUGUUUGCAAGAAGAGGCUGGAGCACCUGAAGGAACAAGCAGCCGCACUUACUGAGCCCAGCACUCCACAGGUCAAGACGAGCUUGAACCAGUGGCGCAAGGUACGACUGGACAGAAUGCUCGUCGAGUACUUCCUGCGCAACGGCUACUAUGACUCGGCUAACAAACUAGCUGAUGCUAGGGGACUGAGGGAGCUUACUAAUGUUGAUAUCUACACGGUAGCAGCCGAAGUAGAGGCGGAGUUGAACUCGCAGCGCACCGCGCGCUGCCUGCAGUGGUGCGCCGACAACAAGUCCAAGCUGAGGAAACUCAACUCUACCAUGGAGUUCAAGAUACGGAUACAGGAGUUCAUAGAGUUGGUUCGCGAGGACAAACGCUUGGAAGCUGUCAAAUACGCGAAGAAGCACUUCUCCACAUUCGAGGAGGACCAGCUUAAGGACAUACAGCACUGCAUGGGCAUGCUCGCCUUCCCCAAGGACACAGAAGUGGAGCCCUACCGCAGCCUGCUGCAGCCGGGGCGCUGGGAGGGGCUGGUGAAGCAGUUCCGCUGGGAGCACUCGCGCCUGCUGCACCCGGCGCGGCUGGCGGCGCUGCCGGUGGCGCUGCAGCUGGGGCUGGCGGCGCUGAACACGCCGAUGUGCUACAGCGCGGCGUCGCGCGUGGCGGCGUGCCCGGCGUGCCAGCCGCCGCUGGCGACGCUGGCGGCGACGCUGCCGCACGCGCACGUGUCGCACUCGCGCCUGCUGUGCCGCAUCUCGCGCGCGCCGCUCAACGAGCACAACCACCCCAUGGUGCUGCCCAACGGACAGGUCUACGGGGAGAAGGCCCUAAAAGAAAUGAUGAAGGAGCACGGUUCCAUCAUCUGCCCCAAGACCAAAGAGGUGUUCUGUAUGAAACGCGUCGAGAAAGUGUAUGUAAUGUAA
Messenger RNA from Spodoptera littoralis (African cotton leafworm), 1185 nucleotides. Lineage: Eukaryota; Metazoa; Arthropoda; Insecta; Lepidoptera; Noctuidae. The record is from the annotation of a GenBank genome assembly.